Paramormyrops kingsleyae is the source of this 5806-nucleotide messenger RNA. RefSeq names its product guanine nucleotide-binding protein G(s) subunit alpha-like. Gene Ontology annotation, biological process: adenylate cyclase-activating dopamine receptor signaling pathway; sensory perception of chemical stimulus. Lineage: Eukaryota; Metazoa; Chordata; Actinopteri; Osteoglossiformes; Mormyridae. Gene Ontology annotation, cellular component: heterotrimeric G-protein complex; cytoplasm. Gene Ontology annotation, molecular function: GTPase activity; corticotropin-releasing hormone receptor 1 binding; D1 dopamine receptor binding. The record is from RefSeq and is a predicted model, not a curated record.
GAGCGCUAGUCGCCCCACCCCGCCUCUCCAACGCUGCCUUUUCAAUGUGCAAUUCCCGAAGAAAAGGGCCGAGAGACGCGAAAUGGCCAAAAGAGACGCCUUUCUUGUUCUGUAUCCCUACGCCGUUUGCAAUUGAAAGGAUCGCAAUCAGCCUGGAGUUCGUUCCGUGAUCCGCCACAUAUUCAUAAAUCUAUAUGCACUUGAAUAUCUGCCAUUCGAAUUCAAAAUGAAUAUAGAGCUGAGACUGACAGCGGGCUCUACCUGCAAGAAGCAGGAAAACACCGAGGGCUUCUGGUAAAUACCUUUUCCCCCCCCCCCAGCAGAUCGAGGAAAUCAAAACCGCGGGCAACGCGAGGGAACUUGGCGUCCGCCUGCCUGGAGCUUUACGGAUGCGAGGAGCAGCACAAGAUACGGCGACGGACGGGAAAGACAGUGAGGGGCCUCGGAUUGUGACAAGAUCCAGCGAGCAGCAACCAUCGCAGAAGAGGAGGACCAUAAGAGGGGGCGAAUCUACCUUAAAUGUUUUCCUGGAGUAAAAAAAUAACAUCAGAGACGUAGAUACGACAUCAUAUUUGUGAAUGUAGAAAAAUAUAGGCAGAUUUAGCAACUGUCAAAAUAAUUCCCUGGAGGUAAUUUUACUGUUGGUAAUUAUUUUCGUCCCCCCCUCUCUCGGUCUUUCUCUCCCGUCUCUGUGGAGGAAGACGCUUUGGAAGGAAAUGAUCAGAAACAUACGCCGAUCCAACUGGAGCUGUUUAUUUUAGUCGGACAGCCGCCUACAAAUAACCCCAGUCCGCCUGACGGGCGAUCUAAAGCUUCUCCACGGCGAUCGUCGGGUUUCUGUCGCGGUUCCGCGAUAUCUGAGCGGGAUCCUUCGCGAUCCUUUUUAAUGGAUCCAUGUUAGCCGGACUGUAAAACAGAUAUCACCGCCGAUCCGAGUACACACCGUCUGCUUUACCGCUGGAAGGAUAUGUAAUAAAAAAUAUACGAGUAACCGAGCCCGAAAAGGCAUCCCGGGUGUCGUCAUCAGCACCGUCCUAGCGCCCUUUCUUACCGACCGAUUUGUUGGAAAUAAUGUGCACAUCACAGUAAAGAAACAGUGUAUAAACAAAAAUCGCCAUCAAGUAUUUCGUAGGCCACCUUAUUCAACAGUCGGUAUGUGUGAAAAAUCGCUUUCGGGGUGUUAAUUCCGCGGACCAGGCGAAGACGAGGAGCUAUUUAUUUAUUUAUUUAUUCGCCAUUUAUUUAUUUUAUUAUCAUUUUCCCAAAAAAAAUUUCCCCCCUCCCCUGAACCGAUUUUUCUUUUGGGGAGGGGAAGAUGGGCUGUUUGGGAAAUAAGACCGAAGACCAGAGGAAUGAGGAGAAGGCGCAGAGAGAAGCCAACAAAAAGAUAGAGAAGCAGCUUCAGAAAGACAAGCAGAUAUACCGAGCGACGCACAGGUUAUUACUGCUCGGAGCUGGAGAGUCUGGGAAGAGCACCAUAGUUAAGCAGAUGCGGAUACUGCAUGUGAACGGCUUCAAUGCAGAAGAGAAGAAGCAGAAAAUUCAGGAUAUAAAAAACAACAUAAAAGAAGCUAUAGAGACUAUUGUGGCAGCCAUGGGCACACUGGUACCACCAGUUCAACUCGCCUGUCCGGAGAACCAGUUCCGAAUCCAAUACAUUCUCAACAUAGCCUGUCAAAAGGACUUUGAGUUUCCACCGGAGUUCUAUGAACACGCCAAAUCGCUGUGGCAGGAUGAGGGGAUCAGGGCGUGCUUCGAGAGGUCCAACGAAUACCAGCUCAUUGACUGCGCGCAGUACUUUUUAGAGAAGAUUGACAUUGUAAAGCAGAGCGACUAUACUCCCACAGAUCAGGACCUGCUGCGAUGUCGAGUGCUCACCUCUGGGAUUUUCGAGACGAGGUUCCAGGUGGAUAAGGUUAAUUUCCAUAUGUUUGAUGUGGGGGGACAGAGAGAUGAACGACGCAAGUGGAUCCAGUGUUUCAAUGAUGUGACGGCCAUUAUUUUUGUUGUGGCCAGCAGUAGCUACAACAUGGUUAUCCGGGAGGACAAUCAGACCAACCGCUUACAGGAGGCUCUCAACCUGUUCAAGAAUAUCUGGAACAACAGGUGGCUACGGACCAUUUCUGUCAUACUGUUCCUCAACAAACAGGACCUGCUGGCUGAGAAAGUUUUGGCUGGGAAAUCCAAAAUCGACGAAUACUUCCCAGAAUUUGCGCGCUACACCAUACCUGAUGAUGCAACGCCGGAACCCGGAGAAGACCCACAGGUCACCAGAGCAAAGUAUUUCAUUCGAGAUGAGUUCCUGAGGGUCAGCACAGCCAGCGGAGACGGGAGACAUUACUGCUACCCGCACUUCACCUGCGCCGUGGACACGGAGAACAUCCGCCGCGUCUUCAACGACUGCCGGGACAUCAUCCAGCGGAUGCACCUGCGGCAGUACGAGCUCUUGUGAUGGACAGAGGUGGACAGACGCCAGAGCCCAGCCCCUAAACUGAUUCCGCCCUUCCGCCAACCCCCCCCCCCCCCCCCCCCCCCCCCAAUCCCUUGCUGUCCACUCUGGUUUGGUGUUUCUGUGAGGACAUCUUCUCUCUGCGUUUAAGGAAGAAACAUGCCACGCAGGACUGAAAGACCCUCCAGAGGUAGCGUUGACCACAAGAAGAGGAGAGGCUGCUGAAACUCCUUGCACUUUAGUUCUGCGCUCAGAAUGGUCCUCCAUCUGACAGGGACGAGCAGUGUGCCCGCGUUCUCCACCCCAGCCAUCACGCGCUCACCGCCUUUGCCGCCUCCAUCUUCCUUUUUGCCUUCAUUCCGCACAGACGACGCCAACUCCCAGUUUUGACCCCCUUGUCACUCAGUGACUGGCAUCCCCUACGUUAGCUCCUAGCGUGCGGUGGGCACGCUCGAUCUGUUAGGCCGCGGCCCCAGGGGAGCCCGGUGACUGCAGCUCCCGCAGACCUUCCAGAAGAGCCAGGCCAACGUGCUGCUUCGGUUAAGGGCGCCCAAGGCUGGCCUGCUGCCCCACGCAAGGAAGGAGGACAUUAAACCAAUAAAAGAAGCAGUAGAUUGUAAAGCACAGUUUGCCUCAGGAUGGCCGUUUGGUGUGGAAGUGCAUGUCGUAUGAACACAUGACCUCUCAUUGACCUUUCCAAGAGUCGCCGUAUAAUGCAGAGUGGGCCGAAAGCGGGCACAGAAUAUCACACGUGGAGAACACGUGUGUGUGCGCGCGUGCAUGUAUGUUCACAGGCGUGCGUACAGACGCGCACACGUGGAAGCAGUGACACCGAUGGACUCUCUUCAUCCCCCCAGUUGUGUGCUCGUGUUGAAUGUCUGUGUGAUGCUGUUGUGCUCUUGAUCCAUCAUUCCUGGCCCUUUGCCCUUGUAUUUUUAUGUGUUUUGAGGGAAGCUUCAUUAACAAAUAAUGGUAAUAAUGAAAUACAGAAGAGGAGAGCCAGAAAAGAACUUUAAAACUUUAUAUAUAGAAACCCAUUGCCAACCCCCACCCUUCUCCUGUUGACCUAGGCAGGCAUUAUUAUUAUUAUUAUUAUUAUUAUUAUUAUAUAUAUAUAUUUUUUUUUUACUGCUGGACUACUGCUCUUGUACAGACUGUAAAAUGUAUUAUUUUGUACAACUUUAUUGAAACAAAAAAAUACUUGUAGAAGAUCCCUGUGCCUUGAUCACAAUUGUAUGUAUAUAAUGAGCUAAGAUGUAAGGAAUGUUUCACUGCGCUGUACAGCCUGCCCCCCCCCCUCGCCGCUGUGUUCUCCCCCUAUUCAGGGGGAGGUGGUGAUGUGUAUUUUGUGGGGCAGGAUGGAUGGGGGGGGGUGCUGUUCAUAGUUUAAAAAAAAAAAAAAAAAAAAUCCCCAUUUUUUUGCUUUUCUGAUUUAUAUAUAGCUGUGUGCUUGUUUGUGUGUGUGAGGGUGUGUGUUUGUCUGCAGGGUUCAUGCAGGUCCUCAAAGUCUUUGGAAGUCUUUGAAAUAUGGGACAGCAGUGGCGGUGAUACAGUUAACAGCCCGUGGCAAGGGGCCGCCCACCUGGGGCCCCGAGGAGGGCCACACUCCGUGACCGGAAGGCCCUGUUACACCUUACUGUCCGUCUUCAGUUUAUCAGCGUUUAUAGUGUUGGUCACGUAUGUUGAUGCUGGCCGAAAGGCCGCCAUGUGUCUGGAUGGGCAGCAGGUUUCCUUACCCAAAAUGUUUCAUUUUUAUGAAGCAGAUGAGAUAUUAAGAUCUGGUGAGUUGAUAGAAGAACACAGACAGUCUAACACAUUCUUUAUUGUAAUUAGUGUGGUAUAGCAAGUGCAUUUUAAGGUUUUAUUUUCCAUUUUUUUUAUUACAGAAACCAUAUGCAAUAUUUCUGUCUGCUGAGUGAGCUGCCCUGAAAUUGGAAGCUAUAAUGUUGUUUCAUUUUUUUGUUUAAAUCUCCCUACUGAUGUGUAACAGGACAGUUUUAUCUCCCGUUCCACAUGUAGGUGCUGGGGGAUUUUCGGGCCCCCUGGCGUAACAUGAACAGCGCACUCAUCAUGUUUUUCAGCUUCUCUGUUGUUAGAUACCCAAAGUCAGUGUUAAUGAAUUAAAAUCUCCCUGACCAGAACACCAGACCAUUAGACCACAGAAGCAGGAUGAGGCUGUGAAGUCUGUCACACACAGGUAGCGUAACCAACACAGCGUGAAUUUCAGUUGGUAUAGGCCCAUGUGGGUCCUCAGAUGACACUGUGAGAAGCUUGCAGCACUUAAUGUUUUCUUCUGUUCCAUUCUGGCUUAAUGGAGGUACCUGCUGUUAUGGACACCUUAGUGAUGAUGCAAGAGUGAAACCUUAUGGAACCUUAUUACUGUGCUGCUCAAACCACCCUUUGAUAAAAUACACCCUGUGGUUUGGAAUGGUGUCAUUUUUGGGAACCAUCCUCCCAUCAAGAAAUGAAAAUGCAUAGUGGGAUGUAGUUGCUAUGAUUGCAUGCAGCCUUAACACAACUGUUGGUUCAGUAUCAUUCAGUCACAGUACCAAACUCUGUAGGACUUCUUUCAGUCCCUUUUGUGUUGAUACAGGAUGUCCCUUGCCCAUGCUGUAUACUCUACACAGUUUAUCCACUGUUGUUUGCUUUGCUGUGAGACUUUUUCACGGUUUUGGAGUUUCCACUUUCUAAUAAUUGUAAAUGUUUUUGUUGGUCUGCUCUGCUGUCACUUGGAGACCGUUUCUUGUGACACCUUGCACCAACAGCUGCAGUUCUUUUAACUCAAAGCCAAUAAUGUCAUCUUUUUUAGCCAUUAUUCUUUGCUCCAGUGGCACUAAGCAUUCUGCAUGCAUGUACAAGCCAACUGGAUUACUGAGAAGAAAUGUGCCCAUCUCACUUCUGAUUAGUGUGGCUUCAUACCAUACCAUGAAUAUCUUACAUUACAUGGGCUGUUUCUUGUCUGUUACCCAAAUAGUACUUUUCCCAUGGAUUUUUUAUUUUCUUUUUUAAAAAAAAAAAAAAAAAAAAAAGCUUGGUUUUUAAAUGACAGUCAUGUUACCAUAUAAGAACAUUUGCCAUACAACAUAUUUGUCAUAAUUCAAAUGAUGCUAUGGUGAAGCCAUUUGGACAGAGGUUGGGAGGAUUAAGUAUUAAUGACACAAGCUCUUGAAAAUGUCCUGGAAAGUGCUUGAAUUUCAUGUACCAAAGUCUGUAUGAACCCUGUAUGUUUGUAUAUAUGUUUACUUGCGAUGUUUGUUUUAAUCCAUUUACAUUGUAUAUAUAUAAUGUACAUGGUUUAAAAGGUGUGUCUAUAUGUAUAGAUAUAGAGUGAUAACUUAAAUCCUUUCAGUAAGCACA